UGGUGAACACACAAUUCUCGCGUACACAGAGUCACACCCAGCGGCUCCGGGCUUCUCACAGCGGAGCAAGAAUCCUGCAGAGGAAACAAGCACCAUAGGAAGCAGGAGAGGGACGGCGGGCCUUAGAGAAAAGGAAGAAAAGCGAAAUAGAAUGACCAGCUACUGCAUUAUGAGACUGUGACGGUGGAAGGAAUGGAAUGUUGGGUGAUCAUACCGUUUCUGUCCAGCUCCGCCCCCUUAGCCGUAACUGGCUUCGUGUGAGGGUCUUUGGGUUGGCAGGUCGCCACGACAACCAUGACCAACAAAGGGCUGGUGCUGGUCGAGUUUGAAUAUGAGUACAUGGGUCGUGACGGCGGCCUGGUGUCCAUCAAACCCAAUGAGCGCUAUGUCCUCCUAGCCAAGACUAAUGACCACUGGUGGCACGUUUGCAAGGACGAACAUGCCAAGCCCUUCUACAUCCCUGCCAAGUACGUCAAGGAGCUGCCAUCACAUCUACCAUCUCCGCUGGACUUCAUAGAGUCUAUGAACCCUGAGUCGACCCAACACAGGGGCGAAAAAAGGGCCACAGAUACAGCUGAAGACAAACAUCACGAGGUUGCCAUCAGGCUGCAGUCACCGUCCCAGUCCAAGAAGACGGAGAACCGGAUGUCCACCUUCGGCAUCCCCCUGGACAUGCACAACCAAGAAUUCCGACGGGGUGGACUUCCGGAUUCCUUUCUUGCCCUACACUCUCAGGAACCCGCGACAAAAUCAACCUCUAGUAAAAAUACCACCCAGAACACGAAGACACAGACUCCUAGUGUUUUUGACUGUCAGCUUCCCACUGAAGAUUUGCCACAUUUUCCACUUUUACUUCGUGAGCCAAGCUUCCGUCCAGCAGAUCCAAUAAAAAGACAGAUAAAGGCAAAGCCAGUAGCCCCCCCAGAGGUGCAUGAAUCGGUGAAAAAACUCAGUGGAUCCCAGGAGGAUCUGAAGGAGCCCUCAUCUCUUCAUCCCAAGCAACCACUGGAAACUGACAAUAUCUAUGAAUCCAUAUUGGAUGUCGGUCUACAGGACAAGGAAACGCCAGUGUCCGGAAUAGCUCCGGUUCCGAUUCCAGGAGCAGCAGCUCAGUCCCUUCCAACAUCUGCUCACACUCCGUCACAGACAGAGAAUGACGUCCCCAGUGCCUUUCUUUAUCCCAGUGUAAACGAACCCAAAAAUAAUCUUCCACAAGCAACGGUGAAUUCAUCUAACAACAACCAGGAGACAGAUCAGGCCACCGGGGUUGGUGCUUGCAGUUCUCCCAAAGUACAGGAACCUGUACAGGAAGCUCCUUCUGCAACUACCGGCACUGCAACUAACCCAAAGCUGGAGCCGGACGAUACCACUGGGCGCCAUUAUUCCCAGAACCCGCCGACAGGGAGCGCAGUCUGGCCUGUGAAGGCAGCGGAGCCCCAGGAUGAUGUCCCACCUCCGCUCCCUGAAGAAGACUAUCCUAAUGACUGCCAGGACGGCUGGGGGCCGCUGGUCUUUCCUGAGGACUUCCAACCCACCAUCCCUCGGGCCACUGUGGAUUUUAACACGCUGUCAGGCAGGCGACACGCAUAUGGGAAGACAGCGCUCACAGGCGAGGCUAAGCAGGAGCAGCUGCCUGCACCAUCCGGCCAGCCGAAAAUGGGCUUUACCGUCGAAGGCGGAGUCUCUGUCAUGAAGAACUGGAGGCACAGUCUGUCUAACUUCAGCGGAAAUCUGGAUGAUAUAAGCUUUUCAUCAGCUCCCAAGAGAAGAACCUCAGACUGCUCAGGUGAAGAAACACAUCACCAUAGCCAUGUUUUGGAGAAGGCAGGGAUUGUCAACAAGACCAAGAUCUCUGAAAAUGGAAAAAGACUGAGAAAAAGCUGGUCCCAAUCCUGGACAGUACUCCACGGGGGCAUCCUAACAUUUCACAAGGACCCCAAGUCUACCCCAGCGGGAGCAAUUAAUAAAAGCACUCAGAUCAUCCCAGAGUACACAGUCGAGCUACGGGGAGCUACUAUCACCUGGGCGACCAAAGACAAAUCCAGCAAGAAGAACGUUUUGGAGCUAAAAACAAGGCAGGGUUCCGAGUACCUUAUGCAGUAUGACACACUCAGUAUCAUCACUGAUUGGUACGGCACCAUUCUGGAUACCAUUCAUCAGUUGGAUCGGAACGAUCAGAGUGAUGAAGAGGAAGAUGAACACGAUGAGAAGGUGCCAGGUCACGGAGACAAAGACGACAAGGACAAGAAGAAGAGCUAUGGCAGGCACAGCACGCCUGGCUCCGGUACCGACUCAGAGCAGGGCAGGGUGCGGAACAAACUGCGCAGGUUCCUGCAAAGGAGACCAACGCUGCAGUCUGUCAAAGAGAAAGGCUACAUCCAAGAGAAUGUGUUUGGCUGUUCUCUGGAAAACUUGUGUGGCCGGGAGAAAUCCACUGUUCCGUCCUUCGUGAAUAAGUGCAUCAAGUCUGUGGAGAAAAGAGGUCUGGAUACCGACGGCAUCUAUCGAGUCAAUGGUAACUUGGCUGUUAUUCAGAAAUUACGCUACAAAGUGGAUCAUGAGGAAGACCUGGACCUGGAUGACGGACAGUGGGAGGAGAUCCACGUCAUCACCGGCGCCCUGAAACUCUUUUUCCGGGAGCUUCCAGAACCUCUUUUUCCUUUCAGUCACUUCAACAAAUUCAUAGUAGCCAUCAACAAUACUGACUAUUCCCUGAAGAUGAGCAGCAUUUGUGAGCUGGUGAGGUCUGUGCCACAGCCGAACUAUGACACCAUGAAAGUCCUCUUCGGCCACUUACACAAAGUGAUCCAGUUUGGAGAAAAGAACCGCAUGUCAGCCCAGAGCCUGGCCAUUGUCUUUGGACCUACGUUGCUCAGACCUGAGGUGGAAUCAGCCAACCUCACCAUGUACAUGAUCUUCCAGACGCAGAUAGUGGAGUUCAUGCUCAAAGAGACUGAUAAGAUCUUCCAGGCAUGAUAACUGGCGCGUCUGAUGAAGGCGUCCCAAGGACAGAUGCAGAGUGGGGGGGUUGCCGCUGUCCCAUGUGCCUCCCUGAAAGCCAUAUGGACAUAUAAUUCGUCUGUCUAUGCUAUGAAGAAUGGGAUGGGUUGUGGACAAUAGCUACCUACAAAUGCAACGUGUUCUGAUUUUCCCGAGUUCAGCACGUCCCUAGGUCAGUGAGGGAGGGGCUUGCAUCUCACUUCAUUAACCAAUCACAGUCUUCACUGCAUUAAUUAAAACUAGCGUUUUCUGGUAAGCGGCAAGGUGCACAGCUUCAUAAAGUACCCAUGUCAUUGUGCAUGCCCUUUGUUAAGGGACAUAUAGAUGCAGAAAAGCUUCCAUGCAAAGGCUGUACAGAGCAAUGUAAGGGUGCAAUUUAUUUCAUGAUGAUGAUGACGACAACAACCAGCAGUUAAGCACCUUUCGCAAAGGCCCACAAACAUGUGGUUAGUCCACCAGCCUUGACCUGCUGAGCCACACACUGUCCCUGGCUUGCUUACUGGAAGCCUUGAAUUAAAAAAUAUGAAGCCUAACAUGGUGACAUCAUACAACGAAGCCUGUGAUUGGUUAAAGAAGUGAAACAGAAGCCCCUCCCCUGUUGACCCAGGAGGUGCAUUGAAACUAGGGAAGAUCAGCACGCCCUGCGAAUGCAUUCCCUGUUUUCUUGAUAUUUUUGUCUUCCCUCAGAAAUGUAAUAUCUCAUAGAAGAUUAUUAUUAAUGAAAGCUUGCGUGCAAUACUAUUUAGUUUUCUCUUCUGUAAGGUCGUAAUGAAUUGCAUACAGAUUAACUCAUAGGAAAUUGGUAUUGUGCCAAGUACUUACAGCCAAAAUGGAAUUUCGUUUAUGUUAUGUGGCCAUUUGACUUUUAUGAGUAGUGUGCUAACAAAAGGGGGUUUCAGUGCUUAUUGUAUUACUUGAAGGAAUUGUACAUGUUUUUCAGGUAAACCAUGUGACCAUUACUGCAAUCAUUGUAUUUGUUUGACAUAAAAUUUUUAUUGUAAUUUUCUGAAAAAUCUGGUUAUCUUCAUAUUAUUAAACAGGGAAUAUAAUAUUUUGAUUGACUUUUGUACAGCCAUUAAACUGGAUUAUUUUACUUACAUGAUUACUGUGGCUUCCAGUGAACGGAGACACACAUUUCAAAUUAGCCUUAUUAACCCUACAACUUAAAAUUAAAGCAUGUAUUAAGAGAGUUAGUCAGUGUUGUAUAUGGAAGACUGUAAGAACAAGAAUGCCUUAGACUUCAUAUGCAAAUUGGGAAAAAUUGUAAUCCAAUGUAAUGUCAGAACUGAGAUGCAGUAAAGAUUACUGAGCUUCCAGGAGAAAUUUCAGUACUUAUGCAUUUUGGACUAAUUUCCCAUUGAACUGGUUAAUUAACUGAACAAUGACAUCAGUCAGAAAAAUUAAGCGUAAGGACAAAUGUGAGAAACAGAUAAUGUGAGACCUCAGUCGUAGGAGUCCCUGCUGUCAGUGGUCUUUUUUGAAACUCAGGGAAAAUUAGUAGCAAAUCCAAUGAAACCACAUGCAUAUCUGUCUACACCAAAACUCCUACUAUACAUUGUCAUACAGCAAGUUGUGAAAGUUGACAAUGAGUAAGGGUGGUGACAGUUCAAAUAUUUGUUGCUAUAUUGUAUUCUGAGUUUAAGAAUAAACCUCAAAUGUACAGUUAUUUUUGCUGCCUAAAUCUACGGUUAAAUACUAACACAAUAAACUAGCUCUGUCAUCUAC
This is a messenger RNA of Brienomyrus brachyistius, 4725 nucleotides long. Its product is annotated as rho GTPase-activating protein 27-like. Gene Ontology annotation, biological process: regulation of GTPase activity; signal transduction. The record is from RefSeq and is a predicted model, not a curated record. NCBI's taxonomy places the organism in Eukaryota, Metazoa, Chordata, Actinopteri, Osteoglossiformes, Mormyridae. The coding region runs from base 295 to 2976 and encodes 893 amino acids. Gene Ontology annotation, molecular function: protein binding. The transcript has 17 exons. Gene Ontology annotation, cellular component: cytoplasm.